Ceratotherium simum simum (southern white rhinoceros) is the source of this 2518-nucleotide messenger RNA. RefSeq names its product integrin subunit beta 7 (gene ITGB7). Gene Ontology annotation, cellular component: cell surface; focal adhesion; integrin complex. The record is from RefSeq and is a predicted model, not a curated record. Lineage: Eukaryota; Metazoa; Chordata; Mammalia; Perissodactyla; Rhinocerotidae. Gene Ontology annotation, molecular function: integrin binding. Gene Ontology annotation, biological process: leukocyte migration; cell-cell adhesion; cell adhesion mediated by integrin.
ACUUCCUCCUCUGUAGCCUCCCAGAUCAGUACACAAAGCCUGCCGCUGCCUCCGGAGGAAGGGCUGCUUUGCACGCACCUACAAUAAUGGCUUUGUCAAUGGUCCUUGUUUUCCUGCUGGCCCUGAGUGGAGGGGAGAGUGAGUUGGACCCCAAGAUCUCAUCCCCAGGGGAGGCCACAGAAUGGGGAGAUCCUGAUCUGCCCCUGCCAGAGUCCUGCCAGCCAGCCCCCUCCUGCCAGAAGUGCAUCCUCUCACACCCAACCUGUGCAUGGUGCAAGCAACUGAACUUCACCGCGGGGGGGGAGGCGGAGGCGCGGCGAUGCGCCCGGCGGGAGGAGCUGCUGGCUCGGGGCUGCCCACCGUGGGAGCUGGAGGAGCCCCGCGGCCGGCAGGAGGUGCUGCAGGACGAGCCGCUCAGCCAGGGCGCCCGCGGCGACGGGGCAACCCAGCUGGCGCCGCAGCGGGUCCGAGUCACGCUGCGGCCCGGGGAGCCCCAGCAGCUCCGGGUCCGCUUCCUCCGGGCCGAGGGAUACCCUGUGGACCUGUACUACCUUAUGGACCUGAGCUACUCCAUGAAGGACGACCUGGAGCGCGUGCGCCAGCUCGGGCACGCCCUGCUGGUGCGGCUGCAGGAGGUCACCCGUUCUGUGCGCAUCGGCUUUGGCUCCUUCGUGGACAAAACGGUGCUGCCCUUUGUGAGCACAGUGCCCUCCAAGCUUCGUCACCCCUGCCCCAGUCGGCUGGAGCGCUGCCAGCCGCCCUUCAGCUUUCACCACGUGCUGCCCCUGACGGGGGACGCUGAGGCCUUUGAGCGGGAGGUGGGGCGCCAGAGCGUGUCCGGCAACCUGGACUCGCCGGAAGGUGGCUUCGACGCCAUUCUGCAGGCUGCACUCUGCCAGGAGCAGAUUGGCUGGAGAAAUGUGUCCCGGCUGCUGGUGUUCACUUCCGAUGACACAUUCCACACAGCUGGAGAUGGGAAGUUGGGUGGCAUUUUCAUGCCCAGCGAUGGGCACUGCCACUUGGACAGCAAUGGCCUCUACAGUCGCAGCCCUGAGUUCGACUACCCCUCGGUGGGUCAGGUGGCUCAGGCCCUCUCUGCAGCAAACAUCCAGCCCAUCUUUGCUGUCACCAGCACCACACUGCCUGUCUACCAGGAGCUGAGUAAGCUGAUUCCUAAGUCCGCAGUGGGAGAGUUGAGCGAGGACUCCAGCAACGUGGUGCAGCUUAUCAUGGAGGCAUAUAAUAGCCUGUCAUCCACUGUGACCCUCGAACACUCUCCACUCCCUCCUGGGGUCCACAUCUCUUAUGAAUCUCAGUGUGGGGGUUCUGAGAAGAGGGAGGGUGAGGCUGGAGACCGGGGCCAAUGCAACAACGUCCGAAUCAACCAGACGGUGAAUUUUUUGGUUACUCUCCAAGCUACGCACUGCCUCCCAGAGCCCCAUCUUCUGAGGUUCCGGGCCCUUGGCUUCUCAGAGGAGCUGAUUGUGGAGCUGCACACGCUGUGUGAUUGUAACUGCAAUGACACACAGCUCCACGCUCCCCACUGCAGCGACGGCCAGGGGCAGCUACAAUGCGGGGUGUGCAGCUGUGCCCCUGGCCGCCUGGGUCGGCUCUGUGAGUGCUCUGAGGCUGAGCUGUCCUCCCCAGACCUGGAAUCUGGGUGCCGGGCCCCCAAUGGGACAGGGCCUCUGUGCAGUGGGAAGGGCCGGUGCCAGUGUGGACGCUGCAGCUGCAGUGGACGGAGCUCCGGGCGCCUGUGCGAGUGUGAUGACGCCAGCUGUGAGCGUCAUGAGGGCAUCCUCUGUGGAGGCUUUGGCCGCUGCCAAUGUGGAGUGUGCCACUGUCACGCCAACCGCACAGGCAGAGCGUGUGAAUGCAGUGGGGACACGGACAGCUGUGUCAGUCCCGAGGGAGGGCUCUGCAGUGGGCAUGGACACUGCAAAUGCAACCGCUGCCAGUGCUUGGACGGCUACUAUGGUGCCCUAUGUGACCAGUGCCCAGGCUGCAAGACACCAUGCGAGAGACACAGGGACUGUGCAGAGUGUGGGGCCUUUGGGACUGGUCUCCUGGCCACCAAUUGCAGCGUGGCUUGUGCCCAUGCCAACGUGACUCUGGCUUUGGCCCCUGUCCUGGAUGAUGGCUGGUGCAAAGAGAGGACCCUGGACAACCAGCUGUUCUUCUUCCUGGUGGAGGAUGAAGUCGGAGGCGGGGUCGUGCUGCGAGUAAGACCCCGAGAGAAGGGAGCAGAUCACACCCAGGCCAUUGUGCUGGGCUGCGUAGGGGGCAUCGUGGCGGUAGGACUGGCGCUGGUCCUGGCUUAUCGGCUCUCGGUGGAAAUCUAUGACCGCCGAGAAUACCGUCGCUUCGAGAAGGAGCGCCAGCAACUCAACUGGAAGCAGGACAACAAUCCUCUCUACAAAAGCGCCGUCACAACCACCGUCAACCCCCGCUUCCAGGCAGACAGUCCCGCUCUCUGAAGCGGAAGGGACGCUCACCCGGGCUCCGCUCGCGGGGGGAU